This is a messenger RNA of Symbiodinium natans, 576 nucleotides long. The record is from the annotation of a GenBank genome assembly. NCBI's taxonomy places the organism in Eukaryota, Dinophyceae, Suessiales, Symbiodiniaceae.
AUGACGCUCCAGAACUUGAAGACCUACCAAGAACGCGAAUCUGGGCAGGAAGCCGAGUACCGACGCCACACCGCCGGCGUCGGUGCUUUGAGCAAGAAGCACUUCUUGCUCACCGGAUGGCGUGGUGAUGGUGGUGCUCGCCUGGAUCGUUACAAAUCCGCUUCCCUGAGCUUCACUCACGACUCGCAGCACACCUUCAAGAUCCAGACAUUUUGGAUCGACGUGAAGCGCAAGAAGAAGGCUGGGCAAAGUGACGUCGCUACAAUGGACAAGAUCGCCCCCGACGACCUCCAGGCUGAGGACUUCGACAUGAGUGGCUUGGACAUCCGCGCCAUGGAUGUGGAUGAAGACGUCAAGACUCUGAUCAUAGAGAAGAGCUCAGCAAGCAAGACCAACAGCAGUGCCAAAGAAGAUGAACGCGGGGUAAAGCUUUCUCAGCUGGAGGGUGGCAAGUCGGAGUAUCGCAAGAAGCUCGAGGCCUUCAAAGAAGGCUGCGAUAAAGAUGAGAAGUUCCACAAAGCUGUGCUCACCUGCUUGCCGAAGGGUGUAGAUGUGGAUGCGAAGAAGUUCGUCUAG